This is a messenger RNA of Oncorhynchus keta (chum salmon), 3078 nucleotides long. Its product is annotated as synaptotagmin-7-like. The coding region runs from base 402 to 2204 and encodes 600 amino acids. The record is from RefSeq and is a predicted model, not a curated record. Gene Ontology annotation, cellular component: membrane; synapse; synaptic vesicle. Lineage: Eukaryota; Metazoa; Chordata; Actinopteri; Salmoniformes; Salmonidae. Gene Ontology annotation, molecular function: SNARE binding; clathrin binding; calcium ion binding. The transcript has 12 exons. Gene Ontology annotation, biological process: regulation of dopamine secretion; calcium-ion regulated exocytosis; vesicle fusion.
UACGGUUCCAUCAACUGGCGGGAACCAUAGCCCGAACACGGAUUUUGACUCCAGCUCGAGUACUUUGCACGGACUGCUGUCACGUCACCCCGCCCGUCUCCUCCCUGCAAUCUUAUUGCGACCAUCCCUUUUGAGCGCAUCUGAACUGGAGAGAGAGCGAGAGAAAAAAAGGAGAGAGCGAGAGAGAUCCUAAAUAGAUUCAGUCACCAACAUUACCUACCUGCUCGAGUGAAAUACGGGGAGGACGCUCAAAUACGCGCGCGUACACGCGCACUCGCUGAGUAGCAAGACAAUAUAAGGCAGAAAUAAAAAGCACAAUUGGAAUUGGAGUUUUCAACACGAAGGCUAUUCCUUAAAAAUUCAAAUAGAAGAAUACAGCUUGACUGAAAAAAGCAACAGCCAUGCAUCUAAACAGAGAAGAAGGGAACAGCAAAGGGUCUCUAUCUAUCAGUGUGUUCCUAGUAUCUCUGGGGCUGACAGUGUGUGCCGUGUGGCUAGUAGCUCUGUGUGGAGUCUGCACCUGGUGUCAACGCAAACUGGGGAAGAGGAACAAGCCUGGUGUGGAAGCAGCCAGCACCCCAGAUUCAGUUCAGAUUCGUGGCCGAGGGGAAAACAAAGCCAUCAAUGAUCUAGACAGGGACUUUUGGAAUAACAAUGACAGCAGCAACGUGCAGCAGAGAUGGAGCUCCUACCCGCCCAAGGAGUUCCUCUUAAACAUGUCCCCCUAUGCCCCGUAUGGAGACCCUCGCCUCACGCCCAAUUUUGGGGACCCCUCCCUCUCAGCCGCCUCUACUCUGGAGCACAUUCCAUCCUCAGCAGCAGCCCGUCCUCGUCCCCUGGUGCGACAGCAGAGUCUCCAGCAGCCUCUCAGCCACCAGCCCCCUCCGGGCCCCAAUGACCCCCCAGCCACCUCCCAGAGCCUGGGCCAGCUGCACACAGGGCCCGGGGGCGGGGGGCACCGGGGAGGCCCGCGGGGGGUGCGGGGGAGUCCGGCGGGGACAGGUGCUUCCCGGUACAGAGGAGCAGGAGGAGGACGCUCCAGGUCCAACCCAGGCAGCUGGGACCACAUGAUGGGACAGAUCCGCAACAGAGGACUGGAUGUCAAGUCUUUCCUCGAGGGGAAGAUGGUUGUUCUGUCUCUAGCCAUCGGGCUGGCUGAACAAGAUGACUUCGCCAACCUCCCAGAUCUACAGGAAGCACCAGCGUGCCAAGAAAACUCAACUCCACCGGACAAAUCAAGCAGGAGCCUGGGUAAGCCUGGGAGCCAGACCCCAGAUGAGGCAGGCCGCCUCGGGAACUCCUCUGUCACAGACCUGACCAACUCUGUCACCACCAGCGACAUUCACAUGCUCUCUCCAGGCUCAGAAGAGGACACAGAAGGGCCUGUGGUUGAGAAGCUGGGCCGGAUUCAGUUCAGUGUGGGCUACAGCUUCCAGGACUCCACCCUGACCGUCAAGAUCCUCACGGGCCAGGAGCUCCCCGCCAAGGACUUCUCUGGCACCUCAGACCCCUUUGUCAAACUCUACCUGCUGCCUGACAAGAAGCACAAGCUGGAGACCAAGGUCAAGAGGAAGAACCUCAACCCUCGCUGGAACGAGACCUUCCUGUUUGAAGGGUUCCCCUAUGAGAAGGUGAUCCAGAGGACCCUCUAUAUGCAGGUGCUGGACUACGAUCGUUUCAGCAGGAACGACCCCAUCGGGGAGGUGUCCAUUCCCCUUAACAAGGUGGACCUGGGCAACCAGCAGACCUACUGGAAGGAGCUGAAGCCCUGCAGCGACGGCAGCGGGAGUCGAGGAGACCUGCUGGUGUCACUGUGCUACAACCCUCAAGCCAACACCAUCACUGUGACCAUCAUCAAAGCCCGCAACCUCAAAGCCAUGGACAUUGGAGGCACCUCUGAUCCCUAUGUGAAGCUGUGGCUGAUGCACAAGGACAAGCGUGUGGAGAAGAAGAAGACGGUGACAAUGAAGUGCUGUCUGAACCCCGUGUUCAACGAGUCCUUCCCCUUCGACGUCCCCGCCCACGUGCUCCGAGAGACCACCAUCAUCAUCACCGUCAUGGACAAGGACAAGCUCAGUCGCAACGACGUCAUCGGCAAGAUCUAUCUCUCAUGGAAGAGUGGUCCGGCGGAGGUGAAGCACUGGAAGGACAUGAUGGGUAAACCUCGUAAUGCCGUGCAGCAGUGGCAUGCCCUCAAGGCCUGAUACUGUAGGUCCAGUCACAUCCACCCAGACCACCCCAGCCCCCUGCCCUGCCCUCCCACCCUAUCGUUAUGCACAAGGCUGACUCGCUGCAGAACAUGGGUACAAAUAGCCAUCCAACGCAUCCACCCUACGCAUCCACCCUCUCCUCCUGCCUGUCCUCUCUCAGAUCCCUAAUGAACUUCUCCUUCCUCUACUCCCCUCUGUUUAGCCGGAUCCUUUCUGAGUCUUGUUGCUUUUAAGUCAUACCUUCCUCUCAACCAUUGUUUUUUCUCCUUGGUCCACCUUUACUCUGUUUUACUUUGGAGCGGUACACUCUGCCAGCCCUAGGGCCUCAGCCACCAACAAAAACAGGUUCAAAUAGACCAUAUAAGAACCCUGCGUAAGGAGCUGGUGAAGGGCCUGUCUUUCAGGAAACAUUAUAUCUGUGACUGUGUGACAGACUGACCGACAAGGAAUCCAGUUCCACCAUUGAUCCUGUGUCUCUCCAUCGUUCUCCUGUGGCAGUGAGGGGAGGCUUCUUCUCUCCCUAAUCACUCCUCUCUCUGUCGUCAGAAGCGAUCUGGUUGGCUGUUCAUUUUUUUUUGUUGCUUCCCACGUUGACCCUUUGGUCUGUUCCCUUCUGCAAACACACAGAGAAUAUAACAGAAAGGAUUGAUAGAGAGAGAGAGGCAAACCAAUGGAAUAGAAGAGGGCUGGACUGUCUGGAUGAUAAUGGAAUUAGACGUGACACUGUCACUCCACCCCGUUCAUCAUCUCUGAUCUCUUUCUCUCCCACCACUGUAGUGAUUCUUCCCCGGCUGGACCCCCUUGUUGUCUGUGCGUGCUGUGGGUGAUGUGCUGUAACUCCAAAUGAAGUUCUAGAUGAAAAAAGGGG